AUGGAUUCAUUCUCAUUCGAGCCAUUCCUGCACAACAGUGAAGCUCCUGAGGCUGGCGGGGAGCUGACAAUGCCGGGCCUUGACCAGGACGCCUCCACCAUUUCGAGCACAGACUCGCCCAUGACCCAAACUGGGUCCACCGCACCAAUUCAGCCUGGCUUGAAUCCCGCCGCUCCCUGCUUUGACUUUAGUACACCCGCUGUCAAUGGGCCCUUGUUCUCUCCCGAUUUUCUACUCCCGGACCAGUUGUCCUUCCAAGUCAUGCAAACAAGCAAUGAGGAUCUCAAAUUGAUACUCCAGGGCAUGGCAUUACGCUUGGAUGUCUUGGAGCAAGCAAUCUCGCAGGGGAAUGACCGAAUGGGCCAGGUGGCCAACGGGCUCAGUGAUCUAAGGGCCAGCCUGAAGGAGCUCUUCAAGUCAUUCGUGUCUCAUCUGUUGGGCGGCGACGACGUUGUGGGUCCAUCACAUGAGGCCUAG
Molecule: messenger RNA, 477 nt
Organism: Purpureocillium takamizusanense
Lineage: Eukaryota; Fungi; Ascomycota; Sordariomycetes; Hypocreales; Ophiocordycipitaceae
Exons: 2
Coding region: 1-477 (158 amino acids)
Source: RefSeq, a predicted model, not a curated record